GGGCUGGAUACUGAGAAACAACUGAGAGCAUCACAUUCACAGUCCGCAAUGUCAUCCGAGCAGAUCGCACGGAAACUACAGCGCAGACUGAUCGACACUAAACCCGGAUCACCGGAGAGUCUCGUGCACACAGAAGCGGACGAGGAACAAUCGCCGGUAAAAUCUGCCACCAUGAACGACGACGCCACCUCUGAACUCACGGAGAAACUCAACCGCAGGCUGGACAUUCACGAGGGCACUGCGAAACCCAAGCAAAUGAAGGUGUUUAACCCUUACACGGAGUUUAAAGAGUUCUCUCGUAAACAGAUCAAAGAUAUGGAGACAAUGUUCAAAAGAUUUGACUCUGGUAAAGAUGGCUUUAUUGAUCUGAUGGAGCUUAAGCUAAUGAUGGAGAAACUAGGAGCUCCACAGACUCAUCUGGGACUGAAGACCAUGAUUAAGGAAGUGGAUGAAGAUUUUGACGGCAAACUGAGCUACAGAGAAUUCCUGCUGAUCUUUAGAAAGGCAGCAGCGGGUGAGUUACAGGAGGAGAGCGGCCUCAUGGCUCUCGCUCGGCUUUCAGAGAUUGACGUCUCCACUGAAGGCGUCCUUGGAGCGAGAGACUUCUUUGAGGCUAAGGUUCAGGCCCUGUCUGUACGCAGUAAGUUCGAGGCAGAGAUACGAGAGGAGCAGGAGGAGAGGAAAAGGAUUGAACUCGAAAGGAAACAACGACGAGCCGCAUUUAAAGAACUGCAGUCGACAUUCUGCUCGUAAACACACAGGAUCUGACCUUUAGCACAUCUACACCUAUAUACACUGAUUCAUGAGCACAUCUUACAUGGACACAAGCACACAAAUGCACAUCUAUAAAUAUGGCCCAGUACACAUUAUACAUAUACUGUACGUAAGGAAAGCCAGGGGAACACCAAACACAUAUUAUUAGCUUUAUUUAAUCACAGUUAUACUGAAGUGUGCAUUAGAUGUGUAUGUCAUAGUAUUCAGGGCUGUUGAAAAGACUGAGGCAGGUUUCAAUGAGGCUUAUUAUGCAGGUGAAUCUAAAGAUAGACUUUUAAUUGUGCUUCUAUUUUACUCAUUCAUUAAAGUAACUAUAUUUUUAGAAACGAAAAGUUUAUUGUAAAGUUAUAUAGGGGCAGUUUCCCGACAGGUCUUAUUCUUGUCCCAGACUAAAAUGAAUGAUAUUUUAUCGUAUAUCAGUGCCAUUGUUUUCGUCCCAAGAUGCACACCAGUAUUGUUUUUUUUAAGGUUUGUUUGUAAAAACGUUUUAAAUGUCCUAAUAUAACUAAGGCAUAGUCUGGAUUUUUCGAAACCCUGUCCGGAAAAACUGCCCCAUAGUAUUAAUCAUAAUUUUAAACACAUGUGACAUUGGUAUUGUGGAGCAAAUAUUAAUUUUGACCAACAUUAAAUAAGAUAAAAACUGUUUCUGUUUUUAUUUUUUAUAGAUUUUAAGAAUGUUUUUGUUGAACGCCUAAUUAAAGUUUUGCUGUUAAGAGUUAAUUUUGUAUUAAAAAGUGUAUUUUAUAUUAUUAUUAUUUUAUAUUAUUAUUUGUGUGCUAAUUAAAUACAAUAUUCCAUUAAAUCACAGUAUUUAUCAGAAAACA
Molecule: messenger RNA, 1598 nt
Organism: Paramisgurnus dabryanus
Lineage: Eukaryota; Metazoa; Chordata; Actinopteri; Cypriniformes; Cobitidae
Gene: efhd1
Product: EF-hand domain family, member D1
Molecular function (GO): calcium ion binding
Source: RefSeq, a predicted model, not a curated record